This is a messenger RNA of Brassica rapa (field mustard), 8997 nucleotides long. Its product is annotated as aquaporin NIP3-1. Lineage: Eukaryota; Viridiplantae; Streptophyta; Magnoliopsida; Brassicales; Brassicaceae. Gene Ontology annotation, molecular function: channel activity. The record is from RefSeq and is a predicted model, not a curated record. Gene Ontology annotation, biological process: transmembrane transport. Gene Ontology annotation, cellular component: membrane.
GAACCCGAACGGGUACCCAAGGCUAAACUAAAUCGAUAAUUAUUAUCCCCUAGCUAUAUAUGGGCUUAACCAAAUCGACAAUAGUUUUGGGCUUGUCUACACAUAAGCGAUUGAUUAAAAUAAAUGAAAAAGAAAAAUUCAAAAAAACCAGCCAAUAGAAUUAUAACAUUUUUCCUGAGAAGCGCUAUAUGAGUGCCACCUCAGCAGAAAUCACUAAAGUGACUUCUCUUUUAAUGUAUAGGGGGAUUUUCUUAAGAUUUCACCAAUGAUCGAUACGUAAAAAAAAGUCACUUAAGUGACUUCUCAGUUAAUAUAUGUAGGAUGCCUUCAAAUUAUCAUAAUUAAAAAUGUCCAUGUACAUUUUUAACAAAAAAAAUCUUAUUAAUUUCCUUUAUUUAUAAACAUAAGUAAGAUAAGAAAACUAAAAUAUGCCCCUUUAGAUCAGAUGCCCUAAUCAUAUAUAUAUAUAUAUAUAUAUAUAUAUAUAUAUAUAUAUAUAUAUAUAUAUAUAUGAGUUUGGUUCAAAUUUCUGGCUUUUGAGUUAUUCAAAUUUAUGAAGUAUAAUCAAACCGAAUUAAGAUCUAUAUAGGAUUGGUUCGGUAGAGUUUUUGAUUCAGUUGCAUAGUUUUUAUGUCAUGAUGAUCAAAAUUGAGUGAUUUUGGAUAAACUUAAAAUACUAAAAAGCUUAUUGUUGUCUACUCUAGUUGAUUGGCAAGUUCGUUGGGACAUUUUCUCUGGUAUUUGCCGGCUGCGCGGCAAUGGUGGUAAAUGAAACGUAUGGUAAACCGGUGACACUUCCUCGCAUAGCUAUGGUGGGGACUAACCAUAAUGGUUCUACUCAAUUGGUCAUGUCUCCGGUGCACAUUUCAACCUUGCUGUUGCCUUAGCUUCUUCUACGAAGUUCCCUUUUAAACAGGUGACCAAAGAGAAAAAACAUACUACUAUCAAAUUCAGUUCUUACAUUCUUAUAAAUGUUAGUAUUGUACCAAUCCAAAAAUAAUUAUAUGAGGGUAUUAUAUGACAUGCUGCCGAUAGCGAAUUUUGUUUUUGCUAAGAAUGCUAAUAUUAUAUUAAUGAUUUCAGAUUUUUCAAAGUAGAAUCUAGUGGCUACUCCACCUUGGCAAAAAAAAAAAAAAGGGGAGAGCAAUAAAGGUUAAAAAAAUAAAGGAGAGCAAUAAAAAAAAAUGCUAAUAUUAUAUUAAUGAUUUUUUUUGCUAAGAGUGCUAAUAUUAUAUUAAUGAUUUCAGAUUUUACAAAGUAAAAUCUAGUGGCUACUCCACCUUGGCAAAAAAGAUAAAAAAAUAAGGGAGAGCAAUAAAGGUUAAAACAAUAAAGGAGAUUAAAAAAAAAAAGAAGCUAAUAUUAUAUUAAUGGUUUUUUUUUUUUGCUAAGAAUGCUAAUAUUAUAUUAAUGAUUUUAGAUUUUACAAAGUAGAAUCUAGUGGCUACUCCACCUUGACAAAAAAGAUAAAAAUAAGGGAGAGCAAUAAAGGUUAAAAUAAUAAGGGAGGAAAAAAAAAACCAGAACGAGUCAGCUCUGGUGGUAAAGGGGUUGCGGCUGUAACUUCCGCCACCCGAAUUUGAUUUGCUCUGGAAGAGGCUAUUUACAUUGUUUGGGUUCCCGGCAAAGAACACCUUUUUUUUUUGUAAAAGUUAAAAAACCUAGAAAAAUUACAAUAACCAUUUAGACAAGAGGUUUCAAAAUUGCUUUCUCUUCCUCCUUGCCAGGAUUAUGUUCUUGACAUGUCUGUAAACCAUAUUCGCGAUCACUGCCGGGGCCAUAACACAAUUAUUAUGGUAAAUGUUGUUUCUCUGCCUCCACAGGUGGAAUACCGUAGCUUGAACUGCAAGUUUUCGUAGAAUGGAGGGACUGGUAGGAGAGGAGGCUCGGAUCCAAGAGAGGAGCUCACUCCAAUUCCAGAACAGCUGAGAGGGUGGAUUUAAGCGGGAGAGAAUCUGAUUCCAGACGUCCUUGCUGAACUGACACGUAAGAAGAAGGUGGUCCCUUGUCUCCGGUUCAAGUGAGCAAAGGCAGCAGUUUGUUUGUAAUUGCAGUCCCCAGGAGGCGAGUCUUGUUCUUGUGGGAAGCCUGUCGUAAUUGGCAACCCACAUUUUGAAUGAAUGUCGUAAUUAGCCUCCAAACCAAACACUAUCCGCCCAUUGCUUUUCAUCCUCGUUUGGUCGCAAUGCUUCCCAUGUCUAAGAUGAAGAGAACGUUGAGCCAUUGCUGCCUUCUAUCCUCCAUUCAUAAUACCAUAUUUGAGUUAAAUAAAACAAAUACUUUUCUCUGUAACAAACUUCCUCUUGAUUCUUUCAGCUCAAUCUCUAAUAUGGUAUCAGAGCGGUGAGAUUCACAUUUCCUGCUUCGUUUCCCCUCGAUCUGAGCCCCGUUCAACUCCAUUUCACUUCGAUUUCAGCUCCAGUCAUCUCCGAUUCACGAUUCGAUGUUAUGAGUCUUUCCAUUUUCGUCAUCGUCUUUGUUCGAUCGAUUCUUUUGGAGUUCUUUGCAAUCUAUCACUUUCUCUCAGUUGUGAUUGCUCUCUUGAUCUUGCGAUCCUCCGCUUAUUGAUCUAUCUUUAUGUUCAUCGACUCUUGGAUUCUUGAUUUUCAAUUUCGCCUUUACCUUCGGUUCGUGAUUUCGCUAUGCCUCCUUUUUAUGCGAAUGUUGUCAACUCUACAUCGACGCCACCGUCAUCUCAACAUCCGGUGAUGGCUAAGCAACAGCAUCGCUUCAAGAUCCGAAUUUGAAUCCUCUCUACGUUCACAGUGCGGAUCAUGUUGGUAUUACUCUUGUCUCAGAAAUUCAACUCAACUCUUUUCUACAUACAUAACAUGUAUUUAUACUCACUAGUCUACCGGUUUAUACAUUAAACCACUGGUUCAAUCAUUCUAAUAAUUCUGAUACACUCUAAUAUACAUAAUCCAUUUAUGCAUGCAUGAUAACAUUUUUAUUGACCAUGACGAUUUUGCAUGAUCAAUUCAUGAGUAUAUUUAAACAAACACGAAAAUUUUGUUAUCAAACAAACUAUGUAUUGUAUAUGAUGUUUGAUCAUUUUAUUUUAAUAAUAUUUUGAACACCCAAAAAAUCAUAAAAUAUUUUGAAUCUUGUUUUAAAGAUAAGUUUACAACUUCCAAUUUCCACUUAAUUUUUUUAUAGAAAAUAUAUAUUCUAUUUUGAAACAGGCCUUAGAAAAUAUUUUAUUUAAACAAAAUUAUCUUAAAAUUUGCCUUAGGUCCGUCAAAGCUUAUAAGCACAAGGCACAUAAAUAACAUGAUGAUUUCAUGAAUAUAGUAAUAUAAACUACUUGUGAUCAAUAUCUUUAUAUAGGUUCCGGGCUAUAUUGUUGCUCAAGUUCUCGGAUCAACCUUAGCGGCCGAAGCUCUACGGCUCGUCUUCAUCUGAACGACAACGUUUGCAGCCUCAAAGGCGAUGUUUAUGUGGGAACGUACCCAUCAAAUUCUAAAACUGCGGUGUUUGUAGUAAUUCAUCGAUACUUUCAACUUGAUCUUUGUUAAUUCGGCAGUAGCUACUGAUAAACGAGCAAACGAAUCAUUUGCAGGAAUUGCUAUUGGUGCAACCAUAGUACUCGACAUCUUGUUUAGCGGGUAGCUAAAUCCAAGCCCAUUGGAAUAUAUUUUAUAAAAUUAUUAUGAUUGUUUUUAGAAAUUGUGUAAGAAAUAUGGUUGUUUUUGAUAAAUCGAUUAGGCCAGUCUCGGGAGCAUCAAUGAAUCCAGCAAGAAGCUUAGGCCCUGAAUAUAUAUGGGGAUGUUAUAAGGAUUUAUGGUUAUACAUUGUUUCAACGGUCAUCGGAGGAUUAGCAUGUGCAUGGACUUAUAAUAUGUUACGGUCUACAAAUAAAUCAUAUGGUGAGAUAGUACGUCCAUAUUGCAAUAAAGUUUCUUCGAACAAUGGCAAAGAAGCAUCUCAAUACGAUUUUUGUGUUCUUCGAGUGGUUGACCCGAAUAACCGGAAAAUUUUCAUAUUUUCAUCUUCCACUGACUUUAACGACACAUGUAAUGUCACAUGCAAAUUGGCGUAACGGCAUGAAAAAAACCUCUCUCCUCAAAAACUUCUCACUAAAAGCUCUCGUCUUUCUCCCUUAUUCGGUUGUUCCGGCGUCGGAGGCGUUCUCUUCCUUCCUCCUCUUUGGUUUUGCUUUCGCCUCCUGUUGUUGCUUUAUUCCUUGGGUCGAUAUACUUGGAGUUAUGAUCUUUUACCUGCUUCUCAUCACGGUGAGACCUCGCCGUUUGUGGAGUUCGUCAGCCAUUUGGAGGUCCGGUGAGGCGCGUAAGGGUGAUUCAGCUCAGGGGGUCGGGUUUUAGGGAUUGAGAUUCGUCGGAGUUUCGUUUUCUCCUUUAGAUCUCCGGCGUGUUUCAAGGAACGGUGGCGCGUGGCUUUGCCGAGGGGUCUCUUCUUCCCAGAUCUGGGCUUCACUGGAAUCAUCUCUUUCGAUCUGUUCUGGAGGAGUGGGGUGGUGGCGCGUGGGUUCUCUGCUCGCUUGGUGUCUCGCGGCGGAAGCUCACCUCGCCGUCAUCCAAGAAGUUUUCGGUGUGUUUUUCACCGACGCGUGCAAGGAGGUUAGGUCGUCGUGUGUCGGUCGCAUCUUCUUGGUGGUGGCGCGUGCAAGUCUGUAGCUCGGCGGAGGGAGCGAGUCGUCUAUGGCUCCGGCCAAUCUCGGGUUCCGUUGCUUCUUCUUUGAUUCCUCAAGUCACGGCAUCCCAGCUAGCUCUCGGCUUGUGUCUUCGCGAUGUCACUUCUCCGAGCGUUUGAUGCUUGCUCUCAUUAGGAAGUUUGUCGCUUGUCUUCGAGAGCUUCCGGAUGGGUUUUGAAGCGGACAGUCCUCUGGUUCUCAGAGGUUGAGCAAGGCGGGUACUCGGUCCUUCUUUCGGUGGACUGGUCUCGAAGACAGCUUGCGCUGAAGCUCAUCAUCCCAGCGCCAGGGUUUUAGUCAUUUGGCUGCUCUAGUGGAUGUGUUUCUAACCGUUUCGUUGCAGGUUUCGUUCUAGUUGGUUUGUGUGUUGCAGCCUCUUUCAAUCCCGUUUUUUAGUUUUAUGUUUGCUUGUGUUGUUGUCUGUUUUUUUUCUUGUGUUUAGGUUGUGAUAGUUUUAGAUCGUGAUGUUGUGUUGUAAUCUCUCUGAUCUUCAUGGUGGUAAUGGAUCAUUCGGGGAGGAGGAAGCGGAGACUUGUUCUCCCGCCCCGAUUAACCGGAACCAGCCGGUGAUCACCGAUGUUGGGUCUGGGGUUAUGAUAAGCGGCUUGUCUGUGUAUCCUUCUUAGAGUUGGGUCCGGAGUUUAGCGAAGUAACCCGUCUGUGUAUCAUUCGGAAGUGUAGCGGAGCAGUUUUAGGUUGUACGGAUUUUAUCUGAGUCUCUGUUUGUAUCCAUUACUUAUGCCCAUUUGGGAUGAUGAAUAAAAGUCGGAAUUUAAAUUAAAAAAAAAAAGUUGGCGUAACAGACAUGUGUUGUACCAAGAUUUGCAUAUAAGUUGGACAUAUAGGUCACAAACUUGUAUGACAAAACUGAAUAAAAUUGUUUUGAGCUCAAGGGUCAAAAUAUUGAAUAAAGGAAGAAUUGGCUAAGAACAUCAUCAAUGGUUAAGUCUCUCAGACAUAAAUUCUUAAGCACUUAUAUUAAUAUUUUAGUUCAAUUUAUUUAUCUGAUUUAAAUUUAAUAUUUAAAAAACAAGAACACCAAUAAAAGAGAAACAUCUGUAGAAAUCAAUUCGAUCAAUGUUCUCUUUCUUACUUUACUAUAUUUUACUAUUACUUUUGUGAGAGACUUUUCUUCCGAAACAACCAUUAUUCAUGUUCUAAUGGACCAUAUUAAGAAAUGGUUUGUUUCUUUAUACCUUUGAUUGUAUUACUUUUGUCCCAACAUGCCUUUGCUUUUAUAAAUACGAAAUUAACCCUCUAAUUUAUAAUUUAGUACAAAAUGACUGUCUAACCUAAUUUAUAAAUUAUGUUGGCUAAUUAAGAAAUAAUAGUUAAAUAUGUAUAUAGUUUAUCUAUUUAGUUUAUUAAUAAAGUAAUUCUAAAUAUUUAGUCCAUUUUUGUCACGAUCAACAUUGUGUUCUUCGCUAAGAGAAAAACAUUUUCUCUCAACCUCUCUUGGUGAUCUUGGCAAUUGAUUACGGGGAAUCUUAUGAACUCUGUUUAGAAAUUUCGGCCAACUAUCACCGGCUCAUCGUCAUCCUCUUCAUGUUAUGUCAGAGCCUCUUCUGUUUCUGGAUAUUCAAGGUGAUUGUCAGAUUAAACCUCGUAAAAAAACCUUGCUUCUUCUGAAUAAAGGAAUAAGAUCGUUGAAUCAAAAAAAAAGUUGAAUUCAAUUUGAUCCAAUGUAACUCAACGUCAAGUACAAGAUAAGUUUGAAUAAAAUUAGUUAGGAUUUCUUCUUAGAUUUUCUCAGAUUUAUAAAUAUAUGAAAAUAUAGAAUACAUAAUAUAGAAUACAUAUAUUUUUCUUAAAAGAACAUAAACAAAAGGUUGGAAUACAUAUUAUAAAAUGAUAGAACUUAGGGAAGAUGUUAGAAUUUAAAUUCUACCACAUUUCACUGUUUUAUCUACGAUAUAUAAUAGAAUAAGGGAUAAACACAAGUUAACGUUUUUAUUUUUAUUUUUCUACAAUAAAGUAAAAAGCGUACAAUACAUAUUGUAUUAAGAAAAACAAAGAAAUUUGGUUAUAACUCAGGCACACGUAUUCUAUAUUUGGAUAGAUCAUAGUACGUACUUUACAUACGAAUUAUAACUUUUAUAAAACGUUUAAGAUAAACUAGAAUAUCUAUUUUAUCCUUGUAAAAGGGUUAUAAUAUACGUUGCAUACUAUAAUAUAUAUAAAAAAAGGGCAACAUAUAAGGGAGAUUUAACCUGCAUGCUCAUUUUUUUAAAUAAAACCUUUAUAAACUAAAACAAUAUAAAACUGAUGUACCUGGCACUUGCCACACUUCCUUAAAUCCGCCUUACUAUGAUGCUAUUUUUGGCUCUUUUCUAAGAAGAAUUCGUCAACAUGAAAUUGUCAUGCUGUAUAGAAUAUACAAUUCAACUUCAUCAUUUGCUUAUAAACUAACAAAAACUAGAGUUCUCAAAUGAGCAAACCAUUAACAUUUUCUGAGAAAAGUAUCUUAUCAAUGGCCGAGAUCUCUGGUAUUACUGUUCGGACACAAACCACCAUCUUAAACAUCGAAGAUGGUAGAUCCAGUGGUGAUUCCCGGUUACCAGAUUCCCCCUGUUCUCUUAUAUGCAUAUCCUUCGUUCAAAAGUUGAUAGGCGAGUUCGUGGGGACAUUCUCUCUUGUAUUUGCGGGAUGCUCGGCAACCGUGGUAAAUGAUACGUACGGUGAACUGGUGACACUUCCCGGCAUAGCUUUGGCAUGGGGUCUAACCGUAAUGGUUAUGACCUACUCAAUUGGUCAUGUCUCCGGUGCUCAUUUCAAUCCUGCUGUUUCCAUUGCGCUUGCUUCUUCUAGAAAGUUUCCUUUUAAACAGGUACCGGGGUAUAUUGCCGCUCAACUUCUCGGAUCAACCUUAGCGGCCGAAGCUCUCAGGCUCAUGUUCCAUCUGAAUAACAACGUUUGUAGCCUCAAAGGCGAUGUUUAUGUGGGAACACGCCCUUCAGGUUCCAACACAGCGACAUUCAUAGUGGAACUCAUCGCUACUUUCAACUUGUUGUUUGUUAUUUCGGCUGUAGCUACUGAUAAACGAGCAAACAGAUCAUUCGCAGGCGUUGCUAUUGGUGCAACCGUAGUACUCAACAUCUUGUUCAGCGGACCAAUCUCGGGAGCAUCAAUGAAUCCAGCAAGAAGCUUGGCUCCUGCUUAUAUAUGGGGAUGUUAUAAGAACUUAUGGUUAUAUAUAGUUUCACCGGUUAUUGGAGCAUUGAUAGGUGCAUGGACUUAUAAUAUGUUACGGUCUACAAAUAAAUCAUAUGGUGAGAUAAUACGUCCAAAUUGCAACAAAGUUUCUUCGAACGAUCACCAAGAAGCAUCUCAAGACGACUCUUGUGUUCUUCGAGUUGUUGACCCAAAUAACCGGAAAAUUUUUAUACUUUCAUCGCCCACAGACAUCAACGAAACAUGUAAUGUCACUUGCAAGUUGGCAUAAAAGACAUAUGUGUUGGUACAGAAUACCACCACUGUUUUAAAAAGAUGUAUGUUCUAAUUAAUUUUUUACACAUUUAAAAAAAAAUCAUAAGUAGUCUUGGUUAUCAAUGAAUUAUUUUUUUGUAGCUAAUUGUUCUCCAUAACUUUUAACCAAUAUAAUUUCAAUAACCAUGUUUUUUGUUAAGUUUACAAUUUUUAACUAGUAUUAUGGUUCAUGCUAUGCAUGGGCAAAAGGAUUGUUAAACUAUUCAUACCAAAAUAUAAUUUUUGAAAGUGUAUAACACGAAUUUAAUUUAAGAAAAUAAAAACAAAUUUAAAUUCUAAAAGGAAAAAAAUAAAAAUUUAUUGGCAAUUCACGAAUUAGGUAAUGAACUUUUUCCUUAACAAUUACACAAUGAAUUUGAACGACAAUUUGAAGAUGAACUAAAACCUAAAAAUAAUACAAAACUAAUUAUAAAACUAUUUAGAAGACUUUUUGUCAACAUUUAGAAGGCUAAGUACAAUAAAAAUAUAUAUAUUUUAUACUGAAUCUAAAUAUGUAAAAACACCAGAUGAGAACAUGUGUGUUUAGUAUGACCCCGUCCCAAAAUUGAUAGGUUCAUUUCAAAUUUGAUAAGACUCUCUCGAGUUGAACCCCAAUUGAAGUUUCUCAAACGUGAAACAAAAGAUCUCUAUAUUAUUAUUUGAGAAAUCAAUUUCUUACAUGUCGGUAUUUACGGUAACUCUCACGAUGUUGAUUACAUAGAUACUUUUAAUGAACUAAAAUAUUAUAUAUGAUUGAUAAUAAUCAUGUAUUUCCUUUUUCAUAAUAAGAUCUUAGUUAACUUUUUAAUUUAAUUUCCUUUUCUAAAAACACAUAAAUAAAAAAGGAAAUAUUUAUAAAAUAAAAAUAUAAAAUUAUUAUA